This is a messenger RNA of Piliocolobus tephrosceles (Ugandan red Colobus), 2867 nucleotides long. RefSeq names its product SAM and SH3 domain containing 3 (gene SASH3). Bases 200 to 1492 code for a protein of 430 amino acids. The record is from RefSeq and is a predicted model, not a curated record. Gene Ontology annotation, biological process: positive regulation of B cell proliferation; positive regulation of adaptive immune response; positive regulation of immunoglobulin production. Gene Ontology annotation, cellular component: cytoplasm; nucleus. Gene Ontology annotation, molecular function: protein binding. NCBI's taxonomy places the organism in Eukaryota, Metazoa, Chordata, Mammalia, Primates, Cercopithecidae. The transcript is spliced from 7 exons.
ACGUGUCAGGGCUUCCUGUAUGCUGCUGCCGCCGGGUGUCCAUGGCCCGCACCCGCAAGCUGCCACUGCAGCAGUCAGAGUGGCAGCUGAAGGCUCGGUUCAUGCCGUGUCCCCAGGCAGUACUGGCAAGGCUGAGCAAGAGGCCUCUGCAUCUUGACACCUAGGAGAGCAGGGACGGAGUCUCCCAGGGUGGAGGACCAUGCUGCGCCGCAAGCCCUCCAAUGCCAGUGAGAAGGAGCCCACUCAGAAGAAAAAGCUCUCCCUUCAGCGCUCCAGCAGCUUCAAGGAUUUUGCCAAAUCCAAACCCAGCUCCCCUGUGGUGAGCGAGAAGGAGUUUAAUCUGGAUGAUAACAUUCCAGAAGAUGACUCAGGUGUCCCCACCCCAGAGGAUGCUGGGAAGAGUGGCAAAAAGCUGGGGAAGAAGUGGAGGGCAGUGAUUUCCCGAACCAUGAACAGGAAGAUGGGCAAGAUGAUGGUGAAGGCCCUGUCAGAAGAGAUGGGAGACACUCUGGAGGAGGGCUCUGCCUCCCCGACAUCUCCAGACUAUACCCUGGACAGCCCUGGCCCUGAGAAGAUGGCACUGGCCUUUUCUGAGCAAGAGGAGCGUGAACUUCCGGUGCUCAGCCGCCAGGCGUCAACAGGCAGUGAGCUCUGCAGCCCCAGCCCAGGUUCUGGCAGCUUCGGGGAGGAACCACCUGCCCCCCAGUACACAGGGCCCUUCUGUGGCCGAGCACGAGUCCACACCGACUUCACUCCCAGCCCCUAUGACCACGACUCGCUGAAACUGCAGGUAAGGUCAGCAUCCGGGCUUCUCUGGAGCCUGGCAGGCUGCGCCCAAAAAGGAAGCUGGACUGAACCAGGCUAUGAGAGUGUCAGUGGAGGCCAAGGCCCCCCAUCUCCUCUCUCCCUUGCUCCCUUCUCCUCUCCUCUCCCCCAACAGAAAGGAGAUGUGAUCCAGAUCAUUGAAAAGCCACCUGUGGGCACGUGGCUGGGCCUACUCAAUGGCAAGGUGGGCUCUUUCAAAUUCAUCUAUGUGGAUGUGCUGCCCGAGGAGGCCGUGGGGCAUGCCCGACCCAGCCGCCGACAGAGCAAGGGCAAGAGGCCCAAGCCUAAGACCCUGCAUGAGCUGCUGGAGCGCAUCGGCCUGGAGGAGCACACGUCCACCCUCCUGCUCAAUGGCUACCAGACACUAGAGGACUUCAAAGAGCUGCGAGAAACACACCUCAAUGAGCUGAACAUCAUGGACCCGCAGCACCGGGCCAAGCUGCUCACGGCCGCCGAGCUGCUGCUGGACUAUGACACUGGCAGCGAGGAGGCAGAAGAGGGCGCCGAGAGCAGCCAGGAGCCAGUGGCACACACAGUGUCGGAACCCAAAGUGGACAUCCCGCGCGACUCAGGCUGCUUUGAGGGCUCGGAGAGCGGGCGCGAUGAGGCAGAGCUGGCAGGCACUGAGGAGCAGCUGCAGGGCCUCUCCCUGGCCGGGGCACCUUGAGGUGGUGGUGGCAAUAGCCCAAGGCUGGGACCCAGCUGCAAAGACUGCAGGAGUGGGCUCAGCCUCCCGUGGUGGCCCAGGCCCUGAGGACUGGCACUGAGCCUGGCCCUGCUUCCCCAGGGACACUUAGGCAGAGGCCAGGCCAGGGUCCUACAGGUUCCAGGCUCAGCUGGAGUGGUUGGGGAGUCGCCCAAGGGCACAUCCCACCUGCCUGAGCCCCACCCUCCACCAGCGACUGACAGCUCAGUCCCUCUUGGCACCAACUGCUCCCCCGCCAUAGCCAUGGCCACAGCAAGCGGGGCACUGGGAGACCCUGCCCAUGUCCCUCACCACCAAGGCCUCCAAAUCCUCCUCACCCCCACACCACCUACCCCUGUCGCACUGCUCCUGAAAAGGGGACCAAGUCAAUGUUUCAGGUCAGUCUAAAAACCCUAGGGAAGCUGGCCAUUUAGAAGAACCCAAACUGACCAUGGGUAAAUCCAGUUCCCCUAAAUAAGGCCUGAAGAAAUCCACAAGUACCAUUCCCACUUUCCUUCUCCUUAGCUUUCUUAGAGUUUUGGCCACUAAAUCCUAUGAGACUUGAACCAAGUGGCUUCCUCUUUCUAGGCUUAGGACUGGUUGGGAUUAGAAUGGAUGAUCACCGAAGGCCUUGCCUGCUCUGACAUUCUGUGACAUUAAAUGUCUAUUCUCCUGUUACCUGUGGCCUGGGACACCAGUGGGGUUUAUCAAGGGGACCAGAGGGGCCUCAGGCUUUCAGAUGAAAUGGCUCCUCCUACCCACCCACUUUAUUCCUCCCCAUGUAACUCAAGACAAGCUGCAACUUCCCCCAGCUUAACACAAUGCCUAUACCUCAUACAACAUGCGCCCUCCCCUUCCAUUCCUGGCCCCCUCAAACGAGACUUCUCACAGGGCUGAUUGCAGAUGGUCAAACCUGGCUUCCAAGGACAGAAUUGCCUCUCAGAAGCCAGUUGCAGAUCUGGGUCCAGAGUUGGCCACUUGUGUGGGUUCUCACAAGCAAAGAGAGCACUAAACUUGACACUGGGGGUCCACCACUCCACUUUGCUUUCUGAAGGUUUUGGUGUACACUGAGGCCCAGAAGGAAAGGAGAGUAUCUGUGAGUGGGGGCCUCCCUUGACCCUGGUACCAAGUCUGUGCCCUGAAUCCCCAGAGUAGCCCUUCUCUGGUGCCCAACUGGCCUGGGGACAAACAGCGUCCACUACAUCCAGGACUGCCGGCUAAGUGGACACACUUCUUGACCUCCUACCAGGAACUUUGGUAAAAGCUAGCCUUGGGGAAGGGGUUGGGUGUAAAUAUGAGUAAAUAUGAGAGGGUGGAGGGAGACCAGCUGUUAGCAAUAAACAUGGGUAGAACUAAA